AUGGCAUCUGUUGCAUCAGCUGGUAAACUUCCAUUGCUGGACGAUCAGCGUACAAAGAAGAAGCCCAUCUCCGUACGGGACAUCGAUACCCUCCCAGAGAACAGAAGCCAUAUCUGGCCGACCUCCGAGAUCGAAGAUGUUCUUGGCGGCAUUGAUGCUGUCGAGCCUAACACGAAACUUACUUGGAAAGGAGUCGCUGAGCUCUUGGCUUGUGAUAUCGGUGCGCACCAGAUUGCAUACUUGUUGACUGAUUUUGAAAAUGGAAGGACCAAUGAUAGGAGCCUCAGCAGCAACUGGCAGGGACAGCUCCCAAUUAAUCUGUUCCCCGAGAAGGAUCGAAUAUGCAAGCCGACCGUCGAGUGUCGUUUCGCCGGCGGCACUCUUGAUGCAGAAUGGGUUGUUACUUGGGCCAAGAUCCAGUGCCGUCUGCUCGAGUGGGCUCGAGACGCGGAUCCUGCACAGUUCAUGAGCGUCAUUGGUAAGUUAUCUCGCGAUGAUCAUUCUCAGGAGUGUACAUACGAUGUCCUGGACUUCCUGAGGGAUAUUGGCAUGUACACAGAACUCAAGUAUUGCCAAGAGCGUCUUCGCAGGUGUGAGGAAGCUUGGUACCAGUGCAUGCUGUUGAAGAAGGCCCAGUUGAACAAGCCUGACAAGUCUGACAAGUCUGCCGAGUCGAAUUGA
Molecule: messenger RNA, 681 nt
Organism: Fusarium graminearum PH-1
Lineage: Eukaryota; Fungi; Ascomycota; Sordariomycetes; Hypocreales; Nectriaceae
Exons: 1
Coding region: 1-681 (226 amino acids)
Source: RefSeq, a predicted model, not a curated record